Messenger RNA from Torulaspora globosa, 2328 nucleotides. It is a transcript of the gene XRS2, whose product is annotated as Xrs2p. NCBI's taxonomy places the organism in Eukaryota, Fungi, Ascomycota, Saccharomycetes, Saccharomycetales, Saccharomycetaceae. The record is from RefSeq and is a predicted model, not a curated record. The transcript has a single exon. Bases 1 to 2328 code for a protein of 775 amino acids. Gene Ontology annotation, molecular function: protein binding.
AUGUGGAUACUGAGGUACAAGUAUGAUUUAGAUGAUGGUACUAUCCGCAACGUAUCACGCUGUCUCCAGAGCGGGCAAACCUAUACCAUUGGUCGCUCCAGUAAGAGUUUGCUCAAUAUAAAGAAUGAUAAAAGCAUAUCGAGAAAUCACGUCAGCCUGAGUUGGAAUAAGGAGAAUGGGCGAAUCACCCUUAGCAACCAGGGCAAAUUGACAGCAGCUGGUGGCAAAUAUCUCAAAGUUGGUGAGGACAUGAUCUUUCAAGAAUCUUUGUUCAGAGACAAAAACGUCGUAAUCGAGCUUGGAACCAAGCCGAUAACGGUAGAUAUUUCGUGGAAGGAUGCUAUAUGGGACAUUCCGCAGAGCUUUUCUGGUUUUACGGAGGAGCUUGGCCAAUUCGGAAUCGAAGCGCAGGUUGGAAAGGCAGAUGUACGAUCAACUGCGGUAGUGGUGGCCGAAAAUGAAGCCCACCGGUCUCUUUUUGGUCUUGUCCAUAAUAUACCGCUCAAGACGGCGCAGUUUUUAUGCAGUGCGAAAGAUGUAUUGUCAUCUUCAGACGCUACUUUCGAUGAAUCCUGGAGUAAAUUGGACCGCAAUGAACGGACGAUGGUAGUGCCAAGUGGCCGCACUCUGGAGCAAGUCUUCAGUGGUCUGAAGUUCUAUAUGAUUGAACGGAAUGAACAAGUAACUAAGUAUACCCAGAAGGCUAUUACCAGAGGAGGCGGCGAACUAGUGUGCGUUGGAGCCUUGAAAGAGUUGCUAGGUUUGUUGAAGUUAGAGGACUCCACUCAAAAUUUGGUAGUGAUACAGUCGCCUGAAUCUGCAGUACAGGUGGCCCAAGCGGGUAUUAUUGCUUUCACCCUUGAUGAUAUUGUCUCGAAAGUUCAAGAUAACGCCACAGCGAAACUGCUGGGUGGAGUACCGAAUUUCUCGUUAGCAGCACCAAUUUUGGAAGGCUCACCUGAGGUAAGCUCGGGCGAUAAACUGGGACUAGCAUCGCAAGCUCGCCAGACAUCUGAGGAACCAAAUCAAGAUGUCGAAAAACGGCCAAGAAAGAAGAGGCGACUCAACAGACGAGCAGUUAAGCCCCUUGACAGUCUGAUGUUUUUUGCAGGAGGUGAUUCAUUCAAGUCCGAGGCCUUGUCUGAUACUUCAAUGCCCUCUCUAGAGAAGAAAGCGCCGUCGCCGAAGGAUAACCUUGCGCACGCUGGACCAACAGCGAGCUUAGGAGCCGCUUCUGCGCUGGAAACUAAAGAACAGCCAACAUUUGCUAAUGAAUCAUACGAGAAUCAGGUUCAUCAUUCAGCUUUGCGCGAACCGACGCAACCGAUUAGUCCUAGCGUUAAUACUCCUGUUCCAGUAGAAAACUUUGAUGAAAGAACUAGGGACAGAGAGAUCGACGAAGUCAAGAUUUCACAAGAGCAAAAUUAUCCAAUUUACGAUGAUGGAGUUGUUAUGAAGAAGCAGCCUACACGGCAGAGGACGCUGCGGGAUACAAGUUUAAGCGAGAAUGAUUCGCGCAGAGCAGCUACGCCAAAAGAAGACUUGGUGGAAGUCAUCAACGAUACCAAAAAUCGCGAAGUAAAGCGAUUAAAUUCAACUUUGAUUCAAGUCUCGACAGAUGAACUGACUGAGGAUGCUAUCAACCAACUAGGAAAUUUGGCUAUUAUCCGACCCAAUGAAAAUUUAAUGAGGGAAAGGGAGCACGAUAACAGCGAGCAGACUGCAGAGCAUAAUACGCCGUGGCAUGGCCGUAAAAACUUUAAGAAUUUCUUCAAAAUUCAACCAAAAUAUAAGAAAGACCAUUUCAGUGAUAAGUACCGGGAAGGAUCAUCAGAUUUCAUACGCAGAAGUGCAUUUUCGCUAAUCAAAGAAUAUGUACCGCUGAAGCCAUAUUCCAGAGAACUGCCGAAAAGGGUCGAAGAUUUCCCUCCAAUUGCAAAAGAAAGAUCUGUUUCUGGGACUGCUCUUGACCGAGCUCGAGAUCAUUCACCUGAACAGGCAAGUUCCACGCAUUAUUCGAAUGGAUCAACUCCGGUUCAGGAGCUCUUUGUGGUGGAUGAAGAUGAUUCACAGAGUGCGCACCUCACAGUGCCAGGGGAGCAGACCCUACAAGCUGAAGAAUCUGAAACAGCAGAUGUGCUCCCGUCGCGGCAAACUUCUGGGUUGAUGCAAACAAGAAAGCGGAAAACAACCACCAGGCGAAGCCCUGCUCGCUUUAGUAAUAUAGAAAACGAGGACAGCGGAGAUGAUGAUGAUGACGAUGAUGAUGACGAUGACGACGCUGAUGAGCCAAAGUUCAAGUUUAGGAGACGAAUGAGAUAUUCGUAA